UUUCCGAACAGCUGUUAAAGGUGUACUGUUCUCUUCUACUAAUCCACACAACACCCGGAAGAAAGUAGUUCAUACUUGAAUUAAUUUACCUUUCGGCCUUACUUUCUCGUUCUAAUUCCACUUUUUUGAGUCAAUGUGCAGUUAAUUUUCUUUCUAAAUUACUUGUUUUCAUUUAUUUUGCGCCCAAAAUCGGCCGUUGUUUGUGUGGUAUUCAUGCGCGAUACUUGUGAUCGUUGGAGUGGGGAGUGGACAAAAUAAUGGAGGUGAUAGUGUCUUCUGAUGUCGUCGGGCAUUCGGUUUGACAUCAUGUAACAGGGCACAUCAUUUGUGUACUUUGAAUUUUUGGAAAAUGUGCAAAGUGUUUUCAGUUUUUAAAAUAUUGUGAAAUGUUUGAGCUGAAAGUUUGUGUCAAGUUGUGAUGGCAGUCUUCUGCCAGCAUUGUGUAGAAGGCUCUCAACAUGUUGGUUACGAUCUUUUGUUACUGUUUGGGCAUUGUGCCUAAUUGUAAUAAUGAUCAACAACUUUUGUGUUAAAUUACUAUCCUUCUGGUGUUUAUAACACUAUGCAGAAGAGAGACAGCCGAGAAAAUAAUAGCAAAGAUAAAGAAUCAUCACGCGAAGACCAACCUAGACGUUGGUCCAAAUCCAGUUACAGUAAAUUGCAAGUUGCAAAUAAUUAUAAAUCGCAAUCUGCCAAUCUUAAAUCAAAGGGCGCAAUGCACUCCAGCCGGCAUACCAAUGUUUCUAGUAGUACUGGAAUUUUAAUGGUUGGACCUAACUUUCGUGUAGGCAAGAAAAUAGGAUGUGGAAACUUUGGCGAGCUGAGAUUAGGGAAAAAUCUCUACAACAACGAACAUGUAGCCAUCAAAAUGGAGCCAAUGAAGUCAAAGGCUCCCCAACUCCAUUUGGAGUACAGGUUCUACAAGCUCCUUGGAACGCACGAGGGCAUACCGGAUCUGUACUACUUUGGGCCAUGCGGCAAGUACAACGCUCUGGUGAUGGAGCUUCUGGGUCCCUCCCUGGAGGACCUCUUCGACCUGUGCGGACGCCGCUUCUCACUCAAGACUGUGCUCAUGAUUGCCACACAACUGUUACACAGGAUAGAGUACGUACACGGGAGGCAUCUUAUUUAUAGGGACGUUAAACCAGAAAAUUUUUUAAUCGGUCGAAAGCCAAACAAAAAGGAUAAGGUUAUACAUAUAAUAGAUUUUGGAUUAGCGAAAGAGUACAUAGAUAUAGAAACGAACAAGCAUAUACCUUACCGGGAACACAAGAGUCUAACCGGAACUGCUCGAUAUAUGAGUAUCAACACACAUUUAGGAAAAGAGCAGAGCAGGCGAGACGACCUAGAGGCGCUGGGUCACAUGUUCAUGUACUUCCUGCGCGGGUCGCUGCCCUGGCAGGGCCUCAAGGCCGACACUCUGAAGGAGCGCUACCAGAAGAUAGGUGACACCAAGCGGGCCACGCCCAUUGAGGUGCUCUGCGAGGGUCAUCCUGAGGAGAUGGCAACCUACCUCCGCUACGUGCGACGACUCGACUUCUUCGAAACGCCCGAUUACGAGUAUCUGCGCAAACUCUUCCAGGAUUUGUUCGAGCGGCGAGGAUAUGCUGACGAUGCCGAAUUCGACUGGACCGGAAAGACUAUGUCGACACCAGUCGGUUCUCUGCAAACCGGCCACGAAAUGGUUGUCUCCCCCAACCGCGACCAUCACCCCUCCGCCAGUAAGGGUGGAGGCAAAGGAGGAGUGGCUGCCUGGCCAGAUGUGUCCAAGAUGCCGGCGCACAAUCUCGGCAACCUCACUCCCGCCGACAGGCAUGGCUCUGUACAGGUUGUUAGUUCAACAAAUGGCGAGCUCGCCAAUGACGAUCCGACAGCCGGGCACUCGAAUACGCCAAUCACUGCGCAGGCGGAAGUCGAGAUUGUAGACGAAACCAAAUGCUGUUGCUUCUUCAAGCGCAAGAAGAAGAAGGCUGGCCGUGGCGGACCCAAGUGACUAGCAGCAGUGGUGCAGUGCAGCCCGGAGCGGGAGGCGGUGACCCUGCUGCGAGCCGCAUCGCAGUCGAACUCGCGCGACAGUGUGCUGAACAACACAGCUGCAGCCAGCAACGACGCAGCCAACGGUCAGCCAACAUGAGUCAACCUCUCCCGGCAACGCAAGUUCGCCUCAACUCUUUGAUACCGCACCAGUGUCAACGAUUGCUCCUACAACUCCAGGCAGAUUCACUAUGUCAGCAUUAGUUUGGUUUGACCGCGACAGAAUGGAGACUGUUUUUAUAGCGGUGUCAACGAUUGGUCCUAUUUGAGAUUCUCUUUGUGAUGUCGGAAUUAGUUCCCGAUUGACAGCGACAGACUACCAUUGAUUCUUAUCACAGACUUUUAUUAUGAAAAUGCGUGAACACCAAGAAAGUAUGCCAUUGAGGGAGUGUUAUAAUAAUAAUGUUAUUAUAAUGGCAGAGUUUAUUCUGACAAUACGUGAACACUCCCAUAAGAACCUAGGGAAUAUACUCCCAUAGAACGCCUAGAUGAUAACGUGCCUUUAAGUAAUGGAAUGCAACGUUGUCGAAUCUCUGUCUCUGAAUUGAUUGCCAAUCAUUUUGAUGGCGCUGUACUCCAAUCGCCUUCAUUUAACCAUUAAAUUCAUCUUGAAUAUUUUAUAUUAAACAUUAAAAUGUCUAGCUAUCUCUAAUAUGGAAUCAUAGAUUUUCAGGAUAAAAUAUUUUCAUAAUUAUUCCAUCUAUUGAUUGACAAUUACAAAUCAUAAUAUACAAUAUUAUUUUCAAAGUCCAUUUCCUUACAAAAAAAUAACCUAUGAAGAUGAUUAAUCCUACUAUAUAACAAUAUUCAUAUUUUUACGUAGCUGUACACAUCCGUUCAUUUGUAGGCGGGCAAUAUAAAUUUCAAAUACACUCAGAUUGCAGUUUAAUUCAAUUUCUGUUCAGAGAAAGCCUUUCAAAAUGUCAUUCCUUACAAUAAAAUGUUAGAUGAAGAUUAUAAAUUGUAUAAUAACUUUUCAAAAUACAAUAAACGAUACUGUAAUAUAGACGAUUCGGAUCAGAGAUUUGAGCAGUUGCUACCAAAAAACGUACUUGACCAAAAAUCUGUUACGGCGGCAAUAUGCUGCCAUUGAGCGUGAGUGAUUGCCUCGUGUAGCACAAGAAUAGUAAUAAUUUCUAAAAGCCGCUGACAUGAAGUGAAUCUCAAGUCUUGUAAGCAAAGGAGUGAAUAUUUUGCAAGAAUAUUGGCAGAACUAUUCAACAGUUUUAGUAGUUUAUUUAUCAAUGUGAUGGUGUAUUAUAACUUUUGCCAAGGACAGAGAGACUGUAAAAGUUAUGAUUGUCCUACUCCAACUGGCAUAUUACAAAGCAACUUCCUGAAAAAUGAAUGUUUAAAAAGGUUAAGCAGAACUGUAUUAUAACAUUCAUGUUCAAGUUUUCUUAGGUACAGAAAGACUGGGUAACAGUUAUGCAUAUGUGUAAAGUUAUGAUGUCAUUAAUGGUUCACAACCUGACAUAACAAACACUAGGGUUUGGCAGAACUGUACCGUCGUUUUUUAUACUUGUGCGAUUGUAGCAUAUACAUACUGUAUAGCAGUUAUUACACUUAUUGACAGUAUAUAACUGUCAUACCAUAAUAUGACAGUUAUUAAAAUAACAGUUAGAGGUCCAUCAAACUGGCAUUACAAAGCUACUUUACUGUUUGGCAGAACUGAUUAAUAGUUGUUGAUACUCACGUGAAAUAAUGUAAUGGCUCACUUUGAAGCAAUGAGAGACUGUAACAGUUAUUUUGUCAUUAAUGGUCCUUAUAAAGUAACAACGUGGAUAUUAAUUUUUGUGUAUGAAUUUCAUCAGUGGAGAGACGUACUGGUAGUUUCACCUCGCCGUAUGAUCAUUAAAUGUUUAAGAAAAAUAUGAAUAGUUAGUGCCAAGAACAUACUUGACUUUAAUUUGGCACAACUGCUGGAUAGUUUUCACAUCUGCCAUCUUCCAACUAGGCUACAGUGUGGGAGAGGUGAAACCUCCUAUUACUGAGUCCCGGUAAAUCCGGCAAACCUUUCCAAUUAAUAUCGAAUAAGUUAAUGUCCAAUGGAUGUUCAUAGUUAUUACUGUACUGAAACUGGUCUAACGAAAAGGAGUACUAUGAAGCCCUGAUUGCCAAUCACUUUCCACUCUGCUGGACAGAGAAAUACUACUACUGGUUCUCAUGGGAGUGUCCACAUAUUAACAUUUUGUCUGAACUCUCCCAUAAGAAUCUAUAGUUUUCUUUUUAUAUCCAUCAGAUUAGAAAUUGUAUGGGAAGCAGGGCUUUACUGUUAUUAGACAGUGAAAUAUUGUAACACUUUUCAUGUAUAAGUCAUUACCAAUUGAGACACGUCCCAUUACCUUCCUGUUAACAUGCAGAAUUUAUAACUAGACACCAAUAGGAUACUACUAUUAUACUAUUCUAUAACUAUUGAAAAUGUAGUUACUUGAUGAGAGAAAGAACUGUUUGAUGGAGAUUUCAUUUUACAGCAAGUGAUACAAUUCAUAUAACUUGGGCUCAUUUGCAGACAACUGCUGUAUUUUUCUUGAAUGAACACAUUGAUUUUGGCAUUGUCUGAACGAACGGUAGGUGUAUCUGAACCGGACUAGUUUUUUGGAAAACUACUCUAAACGAAUAACUGAAUUAUUGUGCGGUGAUCCACUUUGAUUUUUGCCUUGUUUUCACGUUUCCAGUAGGCAUUGUAGGCAGGAAAACCUACAUUUACAGGUUAUACGGAUCGAGUUAAGUGCUUCCUACAACCUGCCUCCAGUAGCUAGUGUAACUACUGGAUUCGUUAAAACCAGGCGUUAGUAUGUUGGAAAGGUAGAUUGUCGAGAUCAGUUUGUUGGCUUAUAAUUCAGGAAGAAGCUAGAGAAAAUUUUUGUUUUAGAAAUUAGGCUGCAAUGUAGGCUAUGUGACAUUUUGAAACUAAUACCAUGGUUAUUUCAAAACAAAACUGUUUCUUAAUCAUCGAGAGACAAAUACAAGAAUUUGUUCCGUUUAAAAAUUUUGAAUGCUGAAAAAUGUGGAGAGAACUGUUUCUUAAUCAUCAAGAGACAAAUAAAAAAUUUAUUCCGUUUAAAAACUUGAAAACUGAAAAAGAGAACUGAAAAAUGUACAUAAUUAUCUAUAGAAUCAUUAGCUCCUGAGAUUGAUUCAUCAUUACCCAGCUAUUUUGGAGAUCUGCUAGAGUCUUAUCAAUUAUUGUAAAAAACUAGUAUUUGAAGCUUCAUAUUUAGUUGAUACAGUUUUUUCAAUAUUCAAAAGUAAAUACAGUUUUUCCAAUAUUCAGAAGUAAAUAAAUUAAAAAUACAGUUUUUUCAAUAUUCAGAAUUAAAUACAGUUUUUCCAAUAUUCCGAAGUGAAUAAACUAAAAAUUAUAACACUGUAUGAAAAGAUAAGGGUUUACUAUGCAAGAAUCAAUUCUCAAUAGUUGCCAAAUACAGCGAUAAUUAUAAUUAAUUUCAAAUGGAAUGAUUGAUUUGCUGGGUAAAGUUUUCAAAAAUGCAGAAAAACAGUACCGCACGAGUUGAACCAAGGUAUCCCCUUCCAUGUAUUCCGGAGAACUGAUAUUUCAAGUUGAAAUACUUAUCAGAUUGCAAUAUUCUAAAUACAGUAUUUCAAUAUACCAAAGAACUAUUUUGAAAAACUGUUCUAAAUAGAAAUGUUUUUGUAUUUUUAGAAUUUAUAAAACAAAAUUUUGAAGAAAUCAGCCAAUAUCCUAUGAUGGCCCAAUUAAUUACAAGAUAAUGCAUAUUCCAAAUUAUAAUAUAAAUAACAUUUAAAAUUAUUUCAAUUGAGUUACAUUAUAAUGCAGAUAAUUAUAAAAAUUCAAUCAUUGUUGGCGAUUCAACGAUAAACUAAGUCUUGCCUAAUAAUACCAAAUACUAUUGGAAUAUUAUUGGAAUAUAAUACAAUAUUUAUUUUGUUCAUCGAUAAUAAUCAUAGAAUGGUUUGGAAACAUAAAACAGGUCCUUAAUAUUUCAUUUCCUUCCUAUUUCGCUUGAAAAUUGGUUCUAAGAAGGUUAUCUAUGUUUCGUCAGCAAUUUUAAACAUAGAUAUUUUUAUCCCGAAAUAUUUUUGAAAGCUUGGCUGGUUUGAUCACUGAUCAAUUGAAAAAAGGAUUAAGAAUAUUUCAUUAAACUGGAUAUUUAGAUUCACUAUUGAAGUUUGUAGAAUACUGCACGUACUAUUGCCAAUCAUCUAGAUGGGAAUUGUGUUGAUAAUGGUCAGAAUAAUUCGUAAUGAUGAACCCAGUUUUAAAGAUUUGUUUUAUUGAGUAGGCCUAUACAUGGACCAUUUUAAAUAUAACCUUGUAGAGUAUUGUAUUAAUAGAAAAUUUCAGGGGGGCAAAGGC
Messenger RNA from Nilaparvata lugens (brown planthopper), 6376 nucleotides. RefSeq names its product casein kinase I (gene gish). Gene Ontology annotation, biological process: signal transduction; endocytosis; positive regulation of canonical Wnt signaling pathway. Gene Ontology annotation, cellular component: plasma membrane; cytoplasm; nucleus. NCBI's taxonomy places the organism in Eukaryota, Metazoa, Arthropoda, Insecta, Hemiptera, Delphacidae. Bases 563 to 1993 code for a protein of 476 amino acids. The record is from RefSeq and is a predicted model, not a curated record. Gene Ontology annotation, molecular function: protein serine/threonine kinase activity; ATP binding. The transcript is spliced from 12 exons.